This is a messenger RNA of Didymosphaeria variabile, 1533 nucleotides long. RefSeq lists its product as uncharacterized. The coding region runs from base 1 to 1533 and encodes 510 amino acids. The record is from RefSeq and is a predicted model, not a curated record. Gene Ontology annotation, molecular function: iron ion binding; monooxygenase activity; oxidoreductase activity, acting on paired donors, with incorporation or reduction of molecular oxygen. NCBI's taxonomy places the organism in Eukaryota, Fungi, Ascomycota, Dothideomycetes, Pleosporales, Didymosphaeriaceae. The transcript is spliced from 3 exons.
AUGCAUCUCAUACUUCCCUUGCUCGGCGCCUUCCUUGCCUACAACAUCUACCUCGUGUACUACCGCCUUUACCUCUCACCCAUAGCCCACUUCCCCGGCCCAAAGCUCGCUGCUGCAACAUACUGGUACGAAUUCUACUACGACAUCAUCCUCGGCGGGAAAUACAUAUGGAAGGUGAAAGAAUGGCACGGGAAAUACGGACCAGUGAUUCGUAUCAACCCGGGUGGACUCCACGUUGCCGACCCAACGUUCUGGGACGUUGCGUAUACGCAUAGCACGGAUCGCAAUAGAAGAGAUAAAUGUACGUGGGAAACGUGGGGCAUUGCGAUCCCUACUUCUAUGCUGGGCACUGCACCGCACGCGUUGCACAAGAUUCGAAGAACCUCCAUCAACCCGUUCUUCUCGAAGCAGAACGUGCGGAAGCUCGAGCCGGGUAUUGAGGAACGGGUUCAGGCUUUGGUCAGGAAAUUCAAGGAGAAAGGUGAUGGAGGGGAGGUCGUGCAGAUGGCGUAUGCGUACUCUGCUUUCGCUAAUGACGUCGUGAUGCAGUACUGCUUUGGUCGAUCCGAUCACCAUAUUGAAGCGCCAGAAUUCGACCCCUCGUUCCACAAGACAUCGUUCGGCGCCGCUAGUGCAAUCGCGCUGUUGAAGCACCUGCCCUGGUUCUUGUUGAUCAUGUGGGCCCUGCCAGAGUCUGUGGCUAUGAAGAUGGGCGACGAGGUUUCUGCGAAUGUCAAGUUGAAGAGAGAGCGCGUGGGACAGAUCGAGGAGGUCCGAAAAGCUGGCUUUGAGAAGGAAGAUGAAGAAAACAAGACUGUCUUCCAUACCUUGUUGCAAAGCAACCUGCCUGCAAAGGAAAAGGAAACAGAACGAUUAGCCGAAGAGGCUGUCCUUCUGGUCGGAGCGGGUACACACACGACAUCGUUCAUUCUCGCGGUCGUCACAUUUCACCUUCUCUCCAACCCUUCCUUCCUACAAAAGCUUCGUGAAGAGCUCCGUACAGUACUUCCAGAAGUGAACAGCCACGCGCCGCUGAUGCAGCUGGAGAGGCUUCCGUUUCUGACCGCGGUGUUGAAGGAGGGUUUGAGAGUAGGUCACGGCGCAGUGGUGAGGAGUUCUCGCAUCGCAGUAGACACAUCGCUGGAGUGCGGAAAAUGGACAAUACCAGCGGGCACACCAGUCGCCAUGACCAUUCCACUCACGCACUGGAACGAAACAAUCUUUCCAGAUCCGCAUACAUUCGAGCCCCAUCGCUGGCUGGGCGAUGACUCAGCUCGUCUCGACAAGUACCUGGUCGCGUUUUCGAAAGGGUCAAGAGGUUGUGUAGGCAUAAAUCUGGCGUGGGCAGAGCUGUAUAUGUGCACUGCGGGAGUAUUCCGGCGGUUUGGCUCCAAAGAUGUGAGGGAGCCUGGGGACCUUGGUUAUAUGGAGCUGUACGAGACGGACGUAAGCGAUGUGGAAAUGGUGAGCGAUCGCUUCUUCCCCGUAGCAAAGGAGGGCUCAAAGGGAAUACGUGUACGAAUGUCGAGUUGA